AUGGCGGGUCACCAUUUGUGGGCUUUUGCUGUGCCCUAUGAUGCCGCAGUCUUACAAUUCUUUGAAAUCCCUUCCUAUUUCCAUGCCAGGUCUAAAACUGCCUACAGAUGCAACCGGUUCAAAGAUGUGGGCGCUGGUGCCGAGACGAAACGGCCCCAUGGGCAUCUAAAUGUCAAACACCCCUCACUGUUGGUAAUUUUUCCUUUGGUGCUGGUGUUAGGCGACCUUCACAUCCCACAUCGAUCUGGCAGCCUCCCGGCCAAGUUCCGAAAGCUCUUGGUUCCUGGGAAGAUCCAACACAUCCUCUGCACUGGGAAUCUCUGCACCAAGGAGACUUAUGACUACCUGAGGACCCUGGCUGGGGAUGUUCAUGUGGUCAGAGGGGACUUUGAUGAGGGGCUGAGUUACCCGCAGCAGAAAAUUGUCACUGUUGGGCAGUUUAGAAUUGGUUUAAUUCACGGCCAUCAGGUGAUUCCCUGGGGCGAUCUAGCUAGCUUGGCCAUUCUGAGGAGGCAGCUGGACGUCGACAUCCUCAUUUCUGGACACACCCACAAGUUUGAGGCAUUGGAGCAUGAGAAGAAGUUCUACAUUAACCCAGGGUCGGCCACUGGUGCCUACACUGCCUUGGAAAGGAAUAUCAUUCCUUCAUUUGUUCUGAUGGACAUCCAGUCUUCUACAGUUGUAACGUAUGUGUACCAGCUCCUUGGAGAUGAUGUGAAGGUGGAACGGAUUGAAUUUAAGAAGAUCUCAAAUGUCUAA
Molecule: messenger RNA, 759 nt
Organism: Anolis sagrei ordinatus
Lineage: Eukaryota; Metazoa; Chordata; Lepidosauria; Squamata; Anolidae
Source: RefSeq, a predicted model, not a curated record